AUGGCGGGGGUGAUGAACGUUGACCGGAGCCGCACUCGAAGAGAUCGAACAUUUGUUGGAAGUGAAUGCGCGGUGUGCGAGGAACCCUUGGAGCACACUCUGCGCGGAGAGCGGGUCCUUCAAUUCUCUUGCACGCAUGUGGCGCAUGAAGCCUGUGUUUACGAGUACAUCAAGGAAUUCGAAGGCCAGUACUGCCCUACCUGCGAUGCCCCGUUGGAAUUGGAUACCAGUCGAGGGGGCCAUGUGCUGGACAUCGAAAAAUUGAGCAACAUUGUUCGUUCAGCGACCAGUGAUGCCGCCACGCAACGCAGUCUUACCACCCCAACCCCAUGGGAUCAACCCCCAUCCCGUGGACGACCCCCUAGUGAUACAGGAAGUCGAUCCUACCAUCACGACAGCCGGGACCACUGGAGCCGGAGAGAUAGCCGAGAUACCGGCAGUCAGCGGGACCGGAUGGAGCGUCUCACGACGGGAUCCCGCCAACAGCAUUCUCGAAAUGGCAGCGCGGCCGGGUCGUCGGGCGAUUACGAAGCUCAACACCAGAGCAAUGGCAGACGACAUGACUAUGAUGUUCAGGCCAUGGAAUCCGAUCUCAGCCCUCGUCCGCCCCCGACAAAGAAUCCUAUCCCGGCCCCAACGGUCACCAUUCGCAGCGAAUUCCCCACCCUCAACCGUUCCCGGCAACAGCAGUCGUUGACGUGCCUGAUCACGGUGGAAAUCCCCGAAGGGAGCUGGGGUCCGGACUCAGAGGAUUUCCGGAAAAGCACGUCCAGUGCGUUGCCACCGCAGGAUGAGCCAUAUGGGGGCGUGAUGCGUUUUCCCACUGUGCAAGAAGCUCGGUCGAUUCAAUCUGAACCCCAAGAAAAUCUCGAUGACAUUGCCGAGGAUCUGCGUACACGCGUCGACAAUUGGCAUGGCCUGGAGUUUGCACGAUUCGGGAAGCUUCGCUUGCAUGGCCACAUGCGCGUGGGCAAGGAUCGGGAAUCGUGGCAGGAGCUGGAAUGCUACCUCUUUGCUGAGAUGCUCAUCUGUAUCAAAGAGAAGAAGGUCAAUGCUCACCAGUAUGACGACCAACCCAAGCGCAAAUCCACACGGAGUUCGCUCAAGGGUUCAAUUCUCAUCAGGAAGCACCUGAAGAGUGUCGAAAUAUCGUCAGAUGAGCCUGUACUCACCCUCAACCUCUCCGUGAGCGAGCUUCCGUGCUUCUUUCUUCGCUUCCAGAGCCGGAAUCAACUGGAGACCUGGCGUCGGGCUCUUCGCGAUCUCCAUCAGUCUGAUGCCACGUCCCGACAUACCGAUUAUGACGUGGAUCAUUCAGGCGCAGAGGAGGAGGACUACAGGGUUAGCCAGAUCAAGCGGCAGGCCUCGAUCAACUCCUCUUACGGAGCCGGGCGAUCCAACAACACCGCUAUCACCGACUACACCGCGGUAGACAAUCUGUCCAUCUCCACGAUCCACAUUCCUCUCGACGUCGUCGUUGUCAUCCCGGUGUCUUCCUCCAUGCAGGGUCUGAAGAUUACCCUUCUGCGUGACGCGCUCAAGUUCCUCGUGCAAAAUCUCGGGCCCCGAGAUCGCAUGGGGUUGGUGACCUUCGGUUCUAGUGGUGGGGGCGUGCCUCUGGUGGGAAUGACGACCAAGUCGUGGGGUGGAUGGAACAAGAUUCUCAACUCUAUCCGCCCUGUUGGACAGAAAAGCCUUCGUGCAGACGUUGUUGAAGGUGCCAAUGUUGCAAUGGACCUGCUGAUGCAGCGGAAGUCGAACAAUCCGGUUUCCACGAUUCUCUUGAUCAGCGACUCGUCCACAUCGGAUCCUGAGAGUGUUGAUUUUGUCGUCUCCAGGGCUGAAGCUGCCAAAAUUAGCAUUCACUCCUUUGGACUUGGAUUGACCCACAAACCCGACACGAUGAUCGAACUCUCCACUCGGACUAAAGGAUCUUACCUUUACGUCAAGGACUGGAUGAUGCUCCGGGAAUGUGUUGCCGGCUGUCUUGGUGCUCUGCAAACCACGUCACAUCAGAACGUCAAGCUGAAGCUGCGUCUUCCUGAGGGCUCGCCCGCCAAAUUCGUCAAGAUCAGCGGGGCUCUUCACACCACCAAGCGCGCCACAGGUAGAGAUGCCGAGGCGGCACUCGGAGACCUCCGGUUUGGAGAUAAGCGUGAUGUGUUGGUCCAGCUUGUCAUCCAGCCCGACAAUUCGACUCAAGAGAGCAUGCCGCAGGAUCCGUGGGAGAGUCUGGUGUCUGGAUUGGAAGCUCUGGGAGGUGGCUCGGACGGAGACGAACAACGCGUGGCGAGCGUGGAGGAGGUUCCCCUGAUUCAGGCGGAUCUCACCUACGGUGAUCUCCUUCGUGAUGGCCAUCUCACCCAUUCGCCUCGCCCGUCGCUGCUUGCGAUCACUAUGCUUCCCCUUAACCCGAGGGCUAGAGGCGGACGCCCCUCGACACCGCCGAUUCCCCCUCAUCCAUCGAUCGUUCAGCGACGCAUGGAGUUGCUCACAUCCGACAUGUUGACUCGAGCGCUGACACUGGUGACUCGUGGACAGCAUGAUCGCGCCCAACAUCUCUUGACCGAGACUCGGAGUAUCCUCAAGGGUCUCGGUAAGGGUGGCCUCCCCCCACUACCGCCCGGUGCUGCGAAGCCAAGUGGUCACAUUGACGCUGGCAGUCGUGGGGAGACCCCCUUAUCUGUCUCUCCCCAGUCUUCUAAUUAUACCGAAGGCCAUUCGUCAGCCGCGUCUGAUGCAGCGACCAUCGCCCCUGUUCCCGCCGUCGACGCACAGACGAUGACAGCGUUGGAUGCGGAUCUGGAGUCUGCGUUGGAAUGGAUCAACCAUCCCGCGGUGUUUGGGCGAGACUCUCGCAAGGCGGUGUUGCAGGCGAUUGGUGUUAUUUCGUCGCAGCGCGCUUACACAUACCGCACGCCAUCCGAGGCUCACUGGGCACAGCGAGUGUUGGGUAUCCGGCGACUGACGGAGCGGUCAAAGGAUUGGCGUGAGACUGGGGACGACGCACUUACCGAAGAGUAA
Aspergillus clavatus NRRL 1 is the source of this 3024-nucleotide messenger RNA. RefSeq names its product VWA and PH domain-containing RING finger protein. Bases 1 to 3024 code for a protein of 1007 amino acids. Lineage: Eukaryota; Fungi; Ascomycota; Eurotiomycetes; Eurotiales; Aspergillaceae. The transcript has 5 exons. The record is from RefSeq and is a predicted model, not a curated record.